Dunckerocampus dactyliophorus (ringed pipefish) is the source of this 5293-nucleotide messenger RNA. RefSeq names its product pleckstrin homology-like domain, family B, member 2b (gene phldb2b). Bases 235 to 4272 code for a protein of 1345 amino acids. Gene Ontology annotation, molecular function: protein binding. The transcript has 23 exons. Gene Ontology annotation, cellular component: basal cortex. The record is from RefSeq and is a predicted model, not a curated record. Lineage: Eukaryota; Metazoa; Chordata; Actinopteri; Syngnathiformes; Syngnathidae. Gene Ontology annotation, biological process: regulation of microtubule cytoskeleton organization.
CACGUCGCAAUUGGCCGAGACUGUCUGCUCUCUUUUUUUUGUUGUUGUUACUUUAGGUGUAUAUACAUGCACCGCGUGCCCAUGUGUGUCACUGUGUGUGCAUGAGUGAGGAUGAAGAGUCUUUCACAGAUUGCCCAUGCUGCACUGGGAAUGUCAGGAAAAGGAUUAUAAUCGCACUUUUUGGGAGGUUUUUCUGAGGUUGAUGUGGUGAAAUUUGGAUCAUAGAGCAGCUGCAUGAUGACAGAAGUGGCGUGUCCACCUUUAAUUAUGGACUCUGACAUGAUGUCACAACCGGAGUCAGACCAGGUGCCUGCAGCUGAACCCAAGUCGGCACCUCUGGACCUGAUUGACACAGGGAAGGGUCUGAAGGUCCAAACCGCCAAACCUCAUCUGGUCAGUCUGGGAAGUGGGAGGCUGAGUGUGGCGAUCACCUUGCUGCCACUGAAGGAAGGGGUUACCCGGAUAGGACGGGAAGAUGCCCCCAUUCCUCAAGACAUCACCAUCGAGGGGCCUGGAAUCGAGGCGGAACACUGCCUUAUCUUCAAUGAAGGAGGGGUAGUGACUCUGGACCCCUGUGGUCACCUCUGUAGCCUGGAUGGAGUGCAGGUCACUGUGCCCACACCACUCACACAGGGUUAUUCUUUGUGUCUCGGUAAGUCCUACUUCUUCCGGUUCAACCAUCCUGAGGAGGCGAGCAGAAUGAAGAGCAUGCUUCCACAAAAGAGCCCAGUGUCCGCCCUAGCCUAUAAUACAGAUUACCUGAAGUUUAGCAGCGAUUAUAGCCAUGCUGUGGUGGGCGGGACCAGCAGCAUGCGAGGCAUGCGCUCAGCCUCCGAGCUCCGGGAUCUGAUGGACACCCUGCAGCGCAAGAAAGCUGCUCUGGAAAACAGCCUGAGAGCCAAUGGGAAUGCCAACCCAUCCUACUUCAGCGUGACACAGUCUCCACCCACCACACCCAUCACUUCACAUUCCUCCUCCUCAUCAGCCUGUCAGGAACAGGCGAGACGUUUCUAUCGUGCGGAUCGUCCCCCAAUGUCAUUAAAAUCUGCUCCCCCUCCUUCCCCAUCCCGGCGUUCUGACUCUUCUUCUCUGGUCCCACGUAAUUCUCGGAACCAGGACAACCUGGGCGGCAGUGAUAGUCGGCGUCUCCAUAACACAGGCUCCUCUCCGUUGUUGUCAACAUGGAGUAGCAGGGGCUCGUCCACCUCUGUAAACGGUGGUGAUAACCAACUCCUUUCUCUUCCUCCUUCAUCUUCCUCAACCCGCUCCCCAUCCGCCGGGGGUGCCGUAAGCAUGCCUUCAAGCCCCCGCCUUGGACGCAGGAGCUUCGGCAACCAAGAGGCGUCGACCAGCAGUCGAACGAGGAAAUACUCUUCCGGUUCUCUAAAUGGGAUGAUGGGAGGAGGGCACAGCCGCUCCCUGCCUCGCCUCUGCCCUUCUCCGUCCCCCCGAGACAACAACGGCGUCCUGACUUUAUCGACUCUGCCGCCGCAUCGCUCCGAUGCUUACAAACUUAGCAAAGACCACUACAACAACAACAGCAGCUUUAACACCAGUCUUGACCUGAACCACAACUCCAGUAACUCCAACAUGUUGUCUUCAAAUAGGAAUCAAAUCCAAACUACAGCUAAAGGAGAAGGUGUCGUGUCCAUUUCCCUCUCCUCACUUAAGCUGUCCCCUUGCACUGGUACCACCUCCCCCGCAGCAUCCACACCUGAUGUUACCAUCCCAUCCAAGGCCGGGGGGUCCUCGUCCCCUCGCAUGGCCAAGAAGCUCAGCCUCACUUCCACAAGCACAGUGGGCUCCGUCAGGUCCGCAAGCCCCCCUGAAAUGGAGCUGUCUUUGGGGGAAAGGGAGAAACCUGGGGUGGGCCUGGAGCCUACUAGCACCCAAGGCUUUGGAUGCAGCGAGAGGAGGGCUUCAUUCGGAACAGCAGGAGUGACCCCACCGAGCGGGUUUAGGGAGAGACGGGGUAGUAUCAGCUCACUCAGCGGCAAGGAGGAACUGACAGAUUACCACCAUCGUCAGAAAGAGGAACGUCUCCGUGAGCAGGAGGUGGAGAGACUUGAACGACAGCGUCUCGAGACCAUCCUGUCCUUGUGCUCAGAGCUGGACCGGGAUGGAGGCGGCUCGGUUACAAAUCCGGCCUCCACGGUGGCGGACCUCCAAAAGAUCAACCAGGAGCUUCAGAAGCUCCAGCUGAAUGACGACGACGAUGACACGCCCUCUGUCUUCUCUGACUCCUCCGUCGUUAAUGGCUCCACGGGGAACGGACUCGUGAUGGAAAAUGGAUACUACGACAGGGACCUAUUGGUACGACACAGGCGCAGCAGUGGUACCCGGGACAACAGGGCAGAAUCGCCUGCUGUCAGUCUGCGGAGCUACGCCCUGUCACCCUCACCACAGAGGUUAAACGAGCAGACACACGACGAUGCUGUUCGCCGCCUCACACAGGAUGCCAGGCCCUCCGAAGAGGAAAUGAGGCGCGUGGAGGAGGAGAGGAUCCAGGUCCUCAACAACAUGGAGGAGCUGGAGCAAAAGAUUAAAGAGCUGGACAACCAGAUGGAGGAAUCUUCCCGAGAGGUGGAGGUCGAGCGAGCGCUGGUGGAGGCGGAGCAGGAGUCGGAGUUAGCUGCCCUGCAGCAGGAAAAAGACGCCCUGGAGGCACUUCACAGCAAAAUAGCCGACAUGGAGACCAAAUCUCAGCAGGAAAGAGAAAAGGCGUGUGAGUUGCUCCAGGCAGAAAAGGGCAGAGUAGAGAGGUUGGCUCAGAUUGUGUGUGAGCAGCGCUCCCAGCUGGACAGCUGCCCCGAGGCCACCAAGGAGCCCCUGCAGGAGCAGCUAGCCAGGGACUUUGAGGCACUCGAGACGGAGACAAAGCGCUUUGAGGACCUGGAGUUCCAGCAGCUGGAGAGAGAGAGUAGGCAGGACGAGGAGAAGGAGACGCAGAUGCAGCAGCUUCUCCGAGAGAUCGCCGACUACCAGCGGAGCACUGUGACCCGCAAGGAGCGACUGUUGACCCUGAAGAAGCAGGCGGAACAGAUUACCCAGCAGGCUGAGCGAGAGAAAGAAAGCUUCCUGAAGGAGAGGAGCACCCUGGAAGCGAUGCUGCAAAGGGAGAAAGAAAACCUUGCACCUCUUGACCGAAAAUAUGCUGACCUCACUGGUGGCCAAAGUUACACCUUAAGGGAGCAUUUCCGGCUGCUGGAGGAGAGGAAGCGAUCGGACAGAGAUGGCUCGUCCCAUCUCAGUGACACGUUACCCAGAAAGAAAACAACACCCAUCAUGACACCCCAGUUCUCAUGUGCAACACUCGGGCGUAGUUUCCCUACUAAGCCGCAUCCACCACUGGUACAGAGCACAAGCUGUGGCAGCAUUCUUCCCAGAAUUCUCUCCUUAUCCAACAAGGAAACAGAAUGCCGACGUCUGCAAAAAGGUCAGCCGAGCUCCCGAGCGUCGUCCCAGACCAACGUCUACCUCGAUGCCUUCGGAUACCGCGACAACCAGGCGUUUGACACGAUGAGCGUGGAUAGCACGGACUCCAUUGAGACCAGCAUCUCUGCGUGCUCUCCUGACAACAUCUCCAGUGCGAGUACUUCGAACGUGGCCAAGCUAGAGGAGAUGGAGCGUUUGCUGAGAGAAGCCCAAGCAGAAAAGAACCGACUCCUUGAACAUAAGGAGAGGGAGGUGGAAAUGCGCAAGCUGGCGCUGGAGGAGGAGAAGAAGAGACGGGAGGAGCUGGAGAAAAUGCUCCAGGAGGAGACCAGCAGGCGUCAGAAACUCAUCGACCGCGAGGUGAAACUACGAGAGAAACAGCGGGUGCAGUCCCGCCCACUUACACGGUACCUACCAGUGCGGAAGGAUGAUUUUGACCUGCGGUCUCACAUCGAGUCGGCGGGCCACAGCGCAGACACGUGCUUCCACUUGUCCAUCUCCGAGAAGACGUGCAGGGGCUACCUGGUCAAGAUGGGGGGCAAAAUCAAAACCUGGAAGAAGCGCUGGUUCGUCUUUGACCGCAAUCGACGUACACUGUCCUACUACUCAGACAAGCAUGAGGCCAAGCUGAAAGGAGUGAUCUACUUCCAAGCCAUAGAAGAAGUGUACUAUGACCACCUGAAGAAUGCACAUAAGAGCCCCAACCCUUCCCUCACCUUCAGCGUCAAAACUCACGACAGGGUCUACUACAUGGUGGCCCCCUCCCCUGAGGCCAUGAGGAUCUGGAUGGAUGUGAUAGUUACAGGCGCUGAAGGAUACACGCAGUUCAUGUUGUAGCCGAGGGUGAUUUCUCCCUGUUCCACGUUUCAUGUUGUUUUUAGUAACGGAGUAUCUGCCACGUGGACAAAUAGCCCUAAUUUACCAGCUAUAAUACACACUUCAUGUUGCAAGGCCGUAGAGGUUUUACUACCACACGUGUAGUCGAUCACACACUACCUCAGUUUUCACGUGGCAGUAAAAUACUGAAAUAUUGACUGCAUGGGGAAUCCUUCGUGUGAACACACGAGGACUACCGCAACAUUUUCUUUUCCACCGGUAUCCUCAGGUCUUAACAAUAUGCAUCCGUGCGUGUGAAUUUAUCCACACAUGCGCUCCAAAGUGCCUCUUUUGUAUGCUAUUCACUGUGAGCUGCGAGCUCCAAGGUGCUUCCACACGUGCACGGUGUUCCACACAGUGUCCGCAGAAAUGAAGCUCACCCACACUUUUGCUAUUAGUUAUUUUUUUAUAAGUUAUUUUUAAUAGUUGCAGUCAACGUGGAUCACAUCGGUGCCUUUUUAAACUCUCAUCUAUGUGAGACAGUAUUUUUUAUAUGCAUAUAUUUUACGUAACUGUUUGUUGCCAUGUACUCUAUGCAGUAUUGCCUGUGCUGAGAAGACAGUGGCUUAUGAAAGAUCACUCAAAAAGCCAAACAGAAAAAAAAAUGGUACAUGUAUAAUAUAAUAUCAGAAGUGGCUUCUAUGCUGCUGAUAAUUGUGCUUUUUUUGUUUUAUUCCCACUAAUUUAAUGUUUUUUUUUGUACACUAUAACAGCUUUACCGAUCAAAAUGGAAUAGUCUUGCUUGGAAUCCUUUGUAAUAUCUGUGCAUUCACUUUUCUCAUGGCGUUCUUGACCAAAGUUUAUGUAUAUAGCAUGUGUGUGAGGUCGUUAAUGCUUACGAGUGGAAACAUCAGUUCUGACACCACGUUCCAAGCACAUGUCAAAGUUCCUUGUCAUUGUAUGUAACUGCAUUAUUGCCAAUAUCGUUGCAUGUAUGUUAAUUUUUUAUAUCCCGAUUCAAGUAAUAAACAUAUCUAUUGUU